Pseudovirgaria hyperparasitica is the source of this 1932-nucleotide messenger RNA. RefSeq names its product DUF254-domain-containing protein. The transcript has 2 exons. The record is from RefSeq and is a predicted model, not a curated record. Gene Ontology annotation, biological process: protein targeting to vacuole; vesicle-mediated transport. Gene Ontology annotation, cellular component: fungal-type vacuole membrane; Mon1-Ccz1 complex. Bases 1 to 1932 code for a protein of 643 amino acids. NCBI's taxonomy places the organism in Eukaryota, Fungi, Ascomycota, Dothideomycetes, Acrospermales, Acrospermaceae.
AUGGCGACUGAGCAGACCUCGGACGCCGCACAAGAGGCUCACAAGAGCAUCACCUCAGAAGACCCUAACUCACCUCUACCCACCGAUGGCACUGAUGAUAAUGAUGCAUUACAAAGCACCUCCGAACCUGUAUUAGAUGUCUCCAGAGAGAACACCCCGCCGCCACUGCCACCACGACCACGGCAGAGACCAGAUGAUAUUCAACAUGGUUCGAAAACGUUAGCCGUGCCUGUAAGGGGUGCGCGCCCACAUCUGCAGUCGAAGGCUACAACGGCGCUCUCUUUACAAGAUGUACACACACAGAGUGAGAGUCGGAGGAACUCAUACUCAGCGCACGUAUCGCGGAAGCGCAGUAUUAUAAGCCUAAGGAAAGGCCGAAGCAGAAGUGGGAGCGAGGUGGACGAUGUCGCAAGUAUAAAAAGCUAUGCGCCCACCCUAGGCGUUGGCGCAGAUGUCGAAAGCAUAUUGGGAGAGGUCCUCAAAAAUCAAGAGACGGGCCUCAGGAGCUUAAGUGAACACUUUGCUCUAUCACAACAGCAGGACGUGCUGUUUCCUGCAGAUCCAGAAUUCGAAGAGGCCUAUCUACACGAGUUCGACUCGCUGACUGAUGUGGAAAGCGACAACAUGAAUGAAGAUGCCGUCCUCCAGCAAUGGAAGCUAAAGUUGAAGCAUUUCAUGAUCCUUUCCUCGGCCGGAAAGCCCAUCUACAGCCGUCAUGGCGACGAUCGCCUCAUAUCCCACUAUAUUGGUGUCAUACAAACCAUCAUCUCCUUCUACCAGGAUGCUGAAGACGGUCUCCGAGGCUUCACAGCCAAUGAUACUCGCUUUGUGAUUCUCUCCAAAGGCCCUCUGAACCUCGUUGCCAUAAGCCGCUUGAGCGAGAGUGACUCGCAGCUGCGCUCCCAGCUCGAAGCUCUCUACAUGCAAAUCCUCUCCACGCUGACCCUUCCCAGCAUGGAACGCAUGUUCUCUAACCGCCCCUCGACUGACCUCCGCCGUCCACUCGAAGGUACCGAGACUCUAAUAUCCGCCCUUGCAGACGGCUUUACACGCGGCUCACCGUCCACGCUCCUAUCUGCGCUCGAAUGCCUCAAAUUGCGGAAGUCACACCGCCAAGUUAUCAACAAUACGCUCCUCAAGACACGCUCGCCAAAUUUGCUCUACGGCCUCAUUGUAGCCAGCGGCAAACUCGUUAGCGUUGUACGCCCCAAGAAGCACUCCUUGCACCCUGGCGAUCUCCACCUGAUCUUCAACAUGCUCUUCGAAGCUGGCUCCGUCAGAGCUGGCGGUGGCGAAACCUGGGUUCCGCUGUGUCUGCCUGGCUUCAACAACACCGGCUAUCUCUACAUGUACGUCAGCUUCUUGCGCGCCGAAGACGACAAGCUCGAGGAAAUUUCGGAGCGUCCCGAUAUAUCAUCUGAGCAGGACGAAGUAGCCAUAAUUCUCAUUAGCGCAAACAAAGAAAGCUUCUUCGAGCUAAAACAAAUGCGCGACGACCUCGUCUCACAGCUAGCGAAAAACCGAAGCUUGUCGCAUAUCAACAGUGCUAUCAAGUCUGGACGCCCGAGCUGCACAGAUAUCGUUCCCGGCACACCGCUCCGCCAUUUCCUAUACAAAUCGCGUGGAAACGUGCAGUUCACCAUGCCGUCAUUCGCCCCGCAUAUCUCGUCCGACCUUGACCGGCGCCGCCUGAUAUCCUUAUACCACGACCUCUCCGCCAGUAUCCACGCGAAGCCAACGACUCUGAAGGUGCAUCACAAUGUAGGCGUGCACUGCAUCAGUCUUGCAUGGGCGACUUCGUUUUUCGAGCUCUACUGCGUAGCACCGGGGACAACGAGUCGGAUAGCGUUGACGCAGGCAGCGAAUAAGAUUGUGGAGUGGGUGCGGAGAGAGGAGGAAAGGGUGUUUAUCAUUGGCGGUGCGGUGUUUUAG